Messenger RNA from Pectinophora gossypiella (pink bollworm), 2862 nucleotides. It is a transcript of the gene eIF4B, whose product is annotated as eukaryotic translation initiation factor 4B. Lineage: Eukaryota; Metazoa; Arthropoda; Insecta; Lepidoptera; Gelechiidae. The transcript has 14 exons. Gene Ontology annotation, molecular function: RNA binding. The record is from RefSeq and is a predicted model, not a curated record. Bases 33 to 1859 code for a protein of 608 amino acids.
GUCAGUGGCAACACUGGCCCCAGCCUUGUAAUAUGGCCGCUACAGGCAAGAAAUCAAAGAAGGCAAAAUGGAUCCCGGCCAGCAUCACAGACAUUAUUGCGGAACCCACAACUAUUCCUACCAUAAACAACUGGGCCGACUCCGUAGAUGAGGAAUCGACAGAGAAUUAUGGGUACUCGUCGCGGCCGCGGCAGCCCGUGGUGUUGCCGUCGGCUUCGCGCGCGGCCCGCGGCGGGCUGGCUGUCGACGACGAGUCCAUCCCGCGGCGCCCGCCCUUCAUCGCACACAUCUCCAACUUGCCCUAUGAUGUGGAUGAAAGCGCCAUUACUGAGCUCUUUGCGGGCAUCAAGAUCACCAGCUUGAGGCUGCCACGGGAGGGCGACCGCCUCAAAGGAUAUGGCUAUGUAGACUUUGAAGACCGGGAGAGUCUGAUCAAUGCUAUGAACAUACCAGACCUAACAAUAGGCGGCAGAAGGAUCAGAAUAGAUGUCUCUACACAGGACAACGACAGACGAAGGAUGGGUGGUCGCAACGAUCGCGACAGGGAAUACGACCCGGAGCGCACGAUGGGCGACUGGCGGUCCGGUCCACGCGCCGUGCCGGACUCUCAGCGCAGCGGCGGCGGUGGGGGCGGCGGGGGACGCACCAUGGAUCGCGAGCGCGGCGGGGACCGCGAGCGCGAUCGGGACCGAGACCGGGAGCGUGAUUCGAGCGCGGACAACCGUCCGGGCGGGUGGCGCGACGGGGACAGGCCGGCGGCCGCCGAGCCUGCCAGGACGCCCUACGGCGGCCGAGACUCCUUCGGCAGGGACCGCUUUGGAGAAGACCGCCCGCGAGGUGGUGGUUUCGGCGGACGCGACGGCGAGCGCAGUGGCUACGGCGGGCGCGACGGCUUCCGCACCGCGGACCGCGAGGGCGGUGGUGGAUAUGGUCGUGACCGUGAAAGCAGAGGGUUUGGAGGAAGGGGAUUCGGCGACCGCGACCGUGAACGUGACCCGCCUAGAGAAGAUUCGAAGCCCCGCGAGCGUCCGAAGCUGAACCUGCUGCCACGCACGGUGCCGCGCGAGGCGGAGGUGCCCACGAAGCCCGCGGACGGCGCCGUGGACGACAAGCCGGCGGAGAAGGCUGCGCCCAAGCCCGUGGCCGCCGAGAAGGUGUUCGGCGCAGCAAAGCCCGUCGACACUGCUGCCAAGGAACGGGAAAUAGAAGAACGUCUUCGCAAACAAGAAGAGGAAGCCAGGCGUGGAACUGAGGAGAAAGAACGCUGGGGUCGCAGGAACGACCAUUCUGGAGAUCGUCGUGGUGGUGCGAGACGUGAUGAUAGGCGAGAGGACCGCGGCAGGGACUCGCGUAGCUUCAACAGAGAUCGUCGCGACUACUCCAAAGACGACAACAGGGAGCGCCGCGACUACUCGAAAGACGACAAUGAGAGACGUGACUACUCUAGGGACGACCGAGACAGACGCGACUACAGAGAGGAUAGAGACCGGAGAGACGACAGGGACCGCCGGGACGACAGGGACCGUCGGGACGAUAAAGAGCCGCGUCGCGACUACAGAGACGACCGCGACAAAGAGAGAGACACCCGCGACCGACGCGACUACUCUGGCGAGAGGCGCGCCUCGCGCUCGCGGGACGCGUCGGGCGAGCGCCGCGCCGCCGCCAGCCCGCGCCGCGGCGCUAGCCCGCCCGGCGCCGAGCGCAACGGCCGCGCCCGCCAGAGCCGCAGCCGCGACCGCCACGACAGCGACGAGCAAGAGCGGCCUCUGCCCAAGUUGAAGGAACAAGAAAAACCGAAUUUUGUAGCAUCGAACAAAUUCAGUUUCCUAGAGGACGCCGACGACGGCGCGUCCGACUAACGCUCGAGGAGGCCGACGCGUGCACCAAUAUUACAGUGUCCGUUCUACAGAGACUCGAGUGUAAAGUGUAAAUUUACGAGUAUCAAGUGUUAACGUGUAGGACUCGAGCACUGAAGACGAUCUUAAAUUGUGCUAUGUAAUAGGACUCGAUUAGUCAUUAGUGCGGUGUGGAUAUAUACGUGUAUAUUAGGAUUACUAUAUGCUCACACUGCUCCGAGGCCCGCCCCAGCCUUUGCUGUUGCUUCUGUUUAGUUGCUAGUAGCGGCGUUUAUUAUAGUAUUUUAUUGUUUCCAUUCCAAGCCUGCACACUCAAUUUUCAUGUCGCAAGCUAAGAAGUCAUAGCAGAGGCUGGGGCGUCGAUUUGUGACCAUAUUGUACUGAUUGGUGUAAAUUUUUCUAUGGGUUUGUUACAUAUAGUGUCGAGGUUACAAAACAGGCUGAGAGCAUUUAAAUACGAAUACAAAUUUCGAAAUCUGAGGAACUGGUAUUUGAUACAGGUGCUGCUCUCCUAUUUUAGUUUUUAUGUAAUCAUCUUCCCUAAUAUUUGAAUUCCCUGUAAUGUGAUACAACAUUCUUGAGGAUUCAGUGCAUACCUUUGCAAUGCCAACAUAGGAAGUCUUGUCUUUAUUUUAGUAUAUGUCUUUAUGUUAAAUAUUUAGUCGAUUUAGAUUAUUAUGAAUGUUAAUUGUAUUAUUUAUCUUUACACUCAAAAUUUGUUAAUUAAUCAAGUUCUACGAUAUUGAGGCGCUAAACGUAUAAUUUUAAAAGUAUCAGUGUAUACUAGUGUGCCUACAGAAUCGUAAUGAAAUCUUAGUUAACAGAAAUUAAAAUGCGUACCUAAUUGCUAAAUGUAAGGGGCCUGGUCACAAUGUUAAUUUACCGGCUACUCGCGUUUGAUAGACGCGCUACUGAAUACAAGAUUUAAUUGUAAUAUCUCCUGAUUCUUGUUUGGUACAUUUUGUUCUAAUUGUGAAUUAUAAAUAAAUUACACUUUUUACAGCCA